GGCGAGAGCAUGGAGGGCGACUACUCGCACUGCGACCUGUCGGACCCGGACUUCGAGGGCGAGUUGACCAAGCGCAGCGUGUGGCUCAAGGAGUGGCGCAAGCGCUACUUCGUGCUCAAGGGCAACAAGCUCUACUUCUGCCGCGCGCAGGGCGAGCCGGCGCACGGGCUCAUCGACCUGGCGGACUGCCUGACCGUCAAGUCGGCGGAGGAGAAGACCAACAAGCGCUUCUGCUUCGAGGUGGCCACGCCCGACUCGACCUUCUACAUGUACGCGGAGAACGAGAAGCAGAAGGACGAGUGGAUCGGCGCCAUCGGCCGCGCCAUCGUCAAGUUCUCCAGCUCCUUCACGGGCGACCAGGACGACGACGCCAACUGAUUACGUUAAGCUUAGCAGCCACUCGAUGC
Messenger RNA from Phytophthora sojae, 407 nucleotides. RefSeq lists its product as hypothetical. Lineage: Eukaryota; Oomycota; Peronosporomycetes; Peronosporales; Peronosporaceae. The coding region runs from base 10 to 378 and encodes 122 amino acids. The transcript has a single exon. The record is from RefSeq and is a predicted model, not a curated record.